AUGAAUCCUCUCGAAGUCAUCAAGUCACAGCUGAGUGGUUUUCAGUAUGAACACUUCCUGUUUGACCGUCAUAAUAACCCCCAGGUGUUCCAGAGGAGGAUGGACGGCUCGGUGAACUUCUACAGGCCCUGGGAUCAAUACAAGACGGGCUUUGGUAGCGCUGCUGGAGAGUACUGGCUGGGCCUGGAGAAUCUCUUCCAUCUGACUCAGAGGAAAAGGUUUGAGCUUCGUGUCGACAUGGAGGACUUCAGUGGGAACAAAGCGUUUGCUCGUUACUCCUCGUUCUCCAUCGAAUCAGAGUCCCACGGAUACAGUCUGCAAGUGUCUGGAUUCACUGAUGGAGGAGCAGGAGACUCCCUGACUUAUCACAGCGGACAGAAGUUCUCCACCUUCGACAAAGACCAGGACUCCACCAGUGCUAACUGUGCCAGAUCACACCUGGGGGCGUUCUGGUACAAAGGGUGUCACUAUGCAAACCUCAACGGGGUUUAUCGCUGGGGGGCUGAUAGCACGAUCUAUGCUGUAGGAGUGGACUGGCAGCACUGGAAGGGUUAUAACUACUCACUGAAAACUGUCAGCAUGAAGAUCCGUCCUGUGCAGGGUUAG
Messenger RNA from Scomber japonicus (chub mackerel), 606 nucleotides. Its product is annotated as microfibril-associated glycoprotein 4-like. Gene Ontology annotation, biological process: elastic fiber assembly. The transcript is spliced from 4 exons. Lineage: Eukaryota; Metazoa; Chordata; Actinopteri; Scombriformes; Scombridae. The record is from RefSeq and is a predicted model, not a curated record. The coding region runs from base 1 to 606 and encodes 201 amino acids.